UCUCAGAGGCCCUGUUUCAAGCAGGGUCAACAUACCCAAGGCCGCGCGGCCGCCAUGGGCAGUUUUGGUUGUGCCACCAACAUGUACAGCUGGGUUUGCUUGCUGGUAUGCCUGCUGCAUGCAGCAGCGCAUCCGUGCGACUCGGAGGUGCAGAGCGCUUGUCCCGAGCGAGCGAGUUCUGAACUUGCCAGGUGUCUCAAGGACAAAUCCGAGCAUGAGAGCCCCACGGAUAUCUCAUCGGAGUGCGCAGACUUCAUCGCGCUGAAUGCAGCAUGCGCAGAUGACAUCGUCAAGUCCUGUGAUGAGGCCUUCUUCACUGAGGAUACUGCUCUGUGCCUCUCUACAUGGACAGCGAGAGAAGACUUGACUCCAAAGUGUGCAGGGGUGCUAUCUUGGGCACUCCCAAAACAAGAGGCCGCUGGUGGAGAUGGGCCUACUGACGAGCUCGGCAUGUCUGAGAAGGACUAUGCAGAGAAGCAAGAGUGGCGGGCAAAGCGACGUGCUGGCCGCAGUGCCGCCAUCGAAAAGAUUAGGCAAGACAGGGAGCAGGAAAAGGAAUUAGAAGCUUUGAAGAAGGAGGAUCCAGUUGCCUACAAGCAGCUGAUGAAGGAGCGAGAAGAGGCGGAGAAGAGUUUCGAGGAACUCAAGAAGCGGCGCCGACUCAUUGCUGCUGCAGAGGAGCGCAAGCGGAGAAAGGAGUUGGGACUACCAGAACUGGAGGCAAGUUCUGAGGAAGAGGAGGAGGCAAGAAGACAGAAAAGGAUUGAGGAGAGACUAGAGGUCAUUAGAGAAGCAAAGAAAAAAGAAAGAGUGAAUUGGCUGCCCUACGUGCUUGGUGGACUUUUUGUUGCCUACAUUUUUUUCAACGUCCUGAACAUGUUUGGUGGGAAAAAGAAGGAUGACAAUGAUGAGGAUGACAAAGACGAUUGACCAUGCGCAGUUGAUGGUCAAAA
Cladocopium goreaui is the source of this 953-nucleotide messenger RNA. Lineage: Eukaryota; Dinophyceae; Suessiales; Symbiodiniaceae. The record is from the annotation of a GenBank genome assembly.